AUGCGCCCUUCUUCUACUCUUGCCAUGGCACAAGUCACGUCUGCUUCUUUCUACCGCCCUGCUGAAUGGGGCAGACACUCAGGCGUAAUUAUGGCCUGGCCUUCCUCGGAGAACCCGGGUUAUGAUACGGAAUCACUCAGGGCGGCGAGAAAGGACGUCACUGCUGUGGCAGAGGCUGUCGCGCUCUUUGAACCCGUCACGUUUCUCGUUGAACCGAGCAAGGCCAAAGACGCAGAGAAGAAGUUUAAGCGCUCUGACUACAAAUUUGAUGUAGUUCCUGUUGAGGGCUACAAGAACCUCGAUCUGUGGAUGCGCGAUAUGGCGCCGACGUUUGCGCUUGACGAGAAUAAUGGAAGUCUUGUAGGUGUGGACUAUAACUUUAACGGUUGGGGGAAUAAAUAUCCUACCGGUUCCUCUGUAUCGCUUGCGACUAUUAUUUCAAGCUACAUGCGGACAAACCAGGCCAAUUCAUCACUCAUUACGGAGGGAGGAUCUCUCGAGGUCGAUGGCGAAGGCACGCUUCUCAUCACAAAAAGCUCCAUCAUCAAUGACAACAGAAACCCGGGCAAGUCGCAAAGCCAAAUCGAGCAAGAGCUCCGUCGCACCCUUGGAGUCGACAAGAUCAUAUGGCUCCCCGGCAGGAAGAACCUCGACAUCACUGACUAUCAUGUCGACGGCUUGGCUCGCUUCAUCGGCCCGGGAAAAGUGCUGCUCAGCAAACCCUCCCAGCUUGGGGAUGAUGUCAUGACGAGAAUCUACGAAGAGGCGUAUGAUGUGCUUGAGAAUAGUACCGACGCAAAGGGACGGAGGUUGGAGAUUGUGGAAAUCGCGGAAGCGGACAUGUACUCUGUGGGCUUGGAUCGCAAAUUGCUCAAGGACAUUGAGUCUGGGAAGGAGGAUGGUCCGGCUUUCACUUAUGUGAAUUAUCUGCUGGUGAAUGAUGGUGUUAUAUUUCCUCAGUUCGGAGAUAGGAAAGCUGAUGCGGCGGCUUUAAAGACGAUUCAGAGGUUGUAUAAGGAUCGGGAGGUUGAGCCGGUGUACUUGGAGAUGCUGCCGCUGCUUGGGGGUGGCAUUCAUUGUGCCACGCAGGAGAUUCCCGUGCCUGAGAAGUAG
Messenger RNA from Pochonia chlamydosporia 170, 1113 nucleotides. Its product is annotated as agmatine deiminase. The record is from RefSeq and is a predicted model, not a curated record. Gene Ontology annotation, biological process: putrescine biosynthetic process. The coding region runs from base 1 to 1113 and encodes 370 amino acids. The transcript has a single exon. Lineage: Eukaryota; Fungi; Ascomycota; Sordariomycetes; Hypocreales; Clavicipitaceae. Gene Ontology annotation, molecular function: agmatine deiminase activity; protein-arginine deiminase activity.